AUGGCUCUCUGCGGACGACUGGCACGUCGCGUACCUACUUCGGCGGGCCAGUUUCGUAGCAUUGCACCCUCUGUCUUUGCACGAAGCUUCACAUCCCGUACAGCUCGUCCUCUGACCUCUCUCCGCGCGAAGGGUGAUUCGACUGCGACAUACCGUCAGCUGCGCGCUUUCACAAAGGUCUCUGCGACUUUCAACCAGACACAAGAGGCACCGAAUGCGCAAGCCUACCUCAACAGCGGCGCCAUUUCUGGUGCCCGCAAUUUGGUCGACGUGAAAAAGGUCUUAGUCAUUGGCAGCGGAGGUCUUAGCAUUGGACAGGCCGGAGAGUUCGACUACUCAGGCUCUCAGGCACUGAAGGCUCUCAAGGAGGCUGGGGUACACUCGGUUCUGAUCAACCCCAAUAUUGCGACCAUUCAGACAUCGCACGUGCUCGCCGAUGAAAUUUACUACCUGCCGGUCACUCCCGAAUACGUCGAAUAUGUCAUUCAGAAGGAGAAGCCUGACGGCAUUUUCCUGUCCUUCGGUGGUCAGACUGCACUGAACUUGGGCGUGCAAAUGAAUAGGAAGGGUCUCUUCGAGAAAUACGGUGUCAAGGUUCUUGGAACAAGCGUCAAGACACUUGAGACCAGCGAGGAUCGUGAUCUAUUCGCGAGGGCACUGGACGAGAUUGACAUUCCCAUCGCUAAGUCGAUUGCUGUCGGUACUGUCGAUGAGGCUCUCGAUGCCGCCGAGAAGGUCGGAUACCCUAUCAUCGUCCGCGCUGCGUACGCGCUCGGUGGUCUUGGAUCUGGUUUCGCAAACAACGCCGAGGAGCUCAGGAACUUGUCCGCCCGAUCGCUCACACUUUCUCCCCAGAUUCUGGUCGAGAAGUCGUUGAAGGGUUGGAAGGAGGCCGAGUACGAAGUCGUUCGUGAUGCGGCUGAUAACUGUAUCACAGUCUGCAACAUGGAAAACUUCGAUCCUCUCGGUGUCCACACCGGUGACAGCAUUGUUGUCUCGCCUAGUCAGACCUUCAGUGACGAGGAGUACCACAUGCUCCGAUCUGCUUCCAUCAAGAUUGUGCGCCAUUUGGGCGUCGUUGGCGAGUGCAACGUUCAGUACUGCCUCCAGCCCGAUGGCCUCGACUACAGGGUCAUCGAAGUGAACGCCCGUCUGUCCCGUUCGUCUGCCUUGGCCUCCAAGGCCACCGGUUACCCUUUGGCCUACACUGCUGCGAAGAUUGGUCUCGGACACACCCUGCCUGAGCUACCCAACGCCGUUACCAAGACCACCACCGCCAACUUCGAACCCUCGCUCGAUUACGUCGUAACAAAAAUGCCCCGAUGGGAUCUCAGCAAGUUCCAGAAUGUCAAGCGUGACAUUGGCAGUUCCAUGAAGUCUGUCGGCGAGGUUAUGGCCAUUGGACGUACAUUCGAAGAGUCUUUCCAGAAGGCCUGCCGACAGGUCGACCCCAAGUUCCUCGGUUUCCAGGCCGAGAAGUACGGCGAGAGCCUCGACGACGAACUUGCAAACCCUACGGAUCGACGAUGGCUCGCCGUUGGUCAGGCCAUGUACCACGAAGGCUACACUGUCGACAGGGUGCACGAGCUCACCAAGAUCGACAAGUGGUUCCUGUACAAGCUCCAGAACAUUGUCGAUUGCACAAAGGAGCUCGAGGAGAUUGGCAGCCUCUUUGGUCUGAAGAAGGAAAUUAUCCUCAAGGCCAAGAAGCUUGGGUUCUCCGACAAGCAAAUUGCAAAGGCUGUCAACAGCUCCGAAGAUGAGGUUCGCGCGCGCAGGAAGAGCUUCGGCAUCAAGCCUUGGGUCAAGAGGAUUGACACAUUGGCAGCUGAAUUCCCAGCCGAGACGAACUAUCUUUAUACCACCUACAACGCCUCCUCCCACGACGUCUCGUUCGAUGACCAUGGUAUCCUCGUCCUUGGUAGUGGUGUCUACCGUAUUGGUAGUUCUGUCGAAUUCGAUUGGUGCGCUGUAAAUGCUACCAUGUCGCUCAACAAGCUCGGCAAGAAGACUGUGAUGAUCAACUACAAUCCAGAGACCUAUAUACGUAAUCCCUCUUUCCCUACACGAAACCUGCUGACACACACCACAGUACUGAUUUCGAUGUCGCUGACAGGCUCUACUUCGAGGAGCUGAGCUACGAACGCGUCAUGGAUAUCUACGAGUUGGAGACCGCCCAGGGUGUCGUCGUCUCGGUUGGUGGCCAGCUACCUCAGAACAUCGCCUUGAAGCUUCAGGAAUCUGGAAAGGCCAAGGUCCUCGGAACUGACCCCCACGACAUUGACAAGGCCGAAGAUCGUCACAAGUUCUCUUCCAUCCUUGACUCUAUCGGUGUUGAUCAGCCCGCAUGGAAGGAGCUGACCUCAUACGAGGAGGCGAAGAAAUUCGCUGACAACGUUCAAUACCCUGUCCUCGUCCGCCCGUCCUACGUCCUCUCGGGUGCUGCCAUGACCGUCAUCCGCAGCGAGGAUGAGCUCCAGGAGAAGUUGCUUGCUGCAUCUUCAGUCUCGCCAGACCACCCUGUCGUCAUCACAAAGUUCAUCGAUGGCGCUCAGGAGAUUGAUUGCGACGCUGUAGCCUCCGACGGAAAGGUCCUCGUCCACGCCGUCAGUGAGCACGUCGAGAACGCUGGUGUUCACUCUGGUGAUGCCACGCUUGUCCUUCCUCCUGUCAACCUCGAGGCCAGGAUUCAGGAGCGUGUCAAGGAGAUCGCCGACAAGGUCGCCAAGGCCUGGAACAUUACCGGUCCCUUCAACAUGCAGAUCAUCAAGGAGGAGGUUGAGGGCGCUGAGCCUAAGCUCAAGGUUAUUGAGUGUAACCUCCGUGCAUCUCGUUCAUUCCCCUUCGUCAGCAAGGUCCUUGGUACUAACUUCAUCGAUGUUGCCACCAAGGCCCUUGUCGGUCGCGAGGUGCCCGAGCCCACUGACCUCAUGAAGAUUGACCGCAACUACGUUGCUACCAAGGUUCCCCAAUUCUCGUGGACCAGGCUGGCUGGUGCCGAUCCCUACCUUGGUGUUGAGAUGUCCUCUACUGGUGAGAUGGCCUGCUUUGGUAAGGACCUCAUCGAGGCAUACUGGGUAUCUGCUCAGUCGCAGAUGAACUUCCGCCUUCCUCAGCCUGGUGAGGGUCUCCUCUUCGGUGGAGACGUCACAUCUGGAUCUCUUCAUUCCAACUCCUUGAUCCAGAUCGCCAAGUACAUCCAUACACUUGGCUACAAGUUCCUCGCCGCCAACGAAAACGUCAAGGCUCUGCUCGAGAAGAACGUUGAGGGCGUCAACGUCGAGGUCAUUGCUUUCCCCAAGGAAGACAAGCGUGCACUCCGUGAGGUAUUUGAGAAGAACGACAUUCGUGGUUGCUUCAACUUGGCCAAGUUCAGGGCCAACGGACUGCUCGACGAGGACUACGUCAUGAGGAGGAACGCCGUCGACUUCGGUGUUCCUCUGUUCAUGGAGCCUAAGGUAAGCUCGUCAUCCCUUUCUUCGCAUAGCUCGAUACUAACUACGCGACAGACCGCUGUCCUCUUCGCUCAGUGUAUGAGCGAGAAGUUGCCCAAGAAGGAGGGCAUCCCCAGCGAAGUUCGCACAUGGAGCGAAUUCGUUGGUGGACGUCCAUUGUAG
This is a messenger RNA of Ascochyta rabiei, 3617 nucleotides long. RefSeq names its product Carbamoyl-phosphate synthase (glutamine-hydrolyzing). Bases 1 to 2136 code for a protein of 711 amino acids. The record is from RefSeq and is a predicted model, not a curated record. Gene Ontology annotation, cellular component: cytosol; cytoplasm. Gene Ontology annotation, biological process: 'de novo' pyrimidine nucleobase biosynthetic process; L-citrulline biosynthetic process; UTP biosynthetic process. Gene Ontology annotation, molecular function: aspartate carbamoyltransferase activity; ATP binding; metal ion binding. Lineage: Eukaryota; Fungi; Ascomycota; Dothideomycetes; Pleosporales; Didymellaceae. The transcript has 5 exons.